Messenger RNA from Patiria miniata (bat star), 1044 nucleotides. Its product is annotated as sensitive to high expression protein 9 homolog, mitochondrial-like. The coding region runs from base 1 to 1044 and encodes 347 amino acids. The transcript has 2 exons. Lineage: Eukaryota; Metazoa; Echinodermata; Asteroidea; Valvatida; Asterinidae. The record is from RefSeq and is a predicted model, not a curated record.
AUGUCAAAGGACUACAAGUCCACCCUGACCGAGGCGGAGACAAAGACCGGGUCCCUGGCAUCCGAAACUGAGACCAAGACCGAGUCCCUGGCAUCCAAGACUGAGACCAAGACCGAGUCCCUGGCAUCCGAGACUGAGACCAAGACCGAGUCCCUGGCAUCCAAGACUGAGACCAAGACCGAGUCCCUGGCAUCCAAGACUGAGACCAAGACCGAGUCCCUGGCAUCUGAGACUGAGACCAAGACCGAGUCCCUGGCAUCCAAGACUGAGACCAAGACCGAGUCCCUGGCAUCCAAGACUGAGACCAAGACCGAGUCCCUGGCAUCUGAGACUGAGACCAAGACCGAGUCCCUGGCAUCCAAGACUGAGACCGAGACCGAGUCCCUGGCAUCCGAGACUGAGACCAAGACCGAGUCCCUGGCAUCCAAGACUGAGACCGAGACCGAGUCCCUGGCAUCCGAGACUGAGACCAAGACCGAGUCCCUGGCAUCCGAGACUGAGACCGAGACCGAGUCCCUGGCAUCCGAGACUGAGACCAAGACCGAGUCCCUGGCAUCCGAGACUGAGACCAAGACCGAGUCCCUGGCAUCCGAGACUGAGACCAAGACCGAGUCCCUGGCAUCCGAGACUGAGACCAAGACCGAGUCCCUGGCAUCCGAGACUGAGACCAAGACCGAGUCCCUGGCAUCUGAGACUGAGACCAAGACCAAGUCCCUGGCAUCCGAGACUGAGACCAAGACCGAGUCCCUGGCAUCCGAGACUGAGACCAAAACCGAGUCCCUGGCAUCCGAGACUGAGACCAAGACCGAGUCCCUGGCAUCCGAAACUGAGACCAAGACCGAGUCCCUGGCAUCCGAGACUGAGACCAAGACCGAGUCCCUGGCAUCCGAGACUGAGACCAAGACCGAGUCCCUGGCAUCCGAGACUGAGACCAAGACCGAGUCCCUGGCAUCCGACACUGAGACCAAGACCGAGUCCCUGGCAUCCGAGACUGAGACUGAGUCCCAGUGUCAGUGUCUGAGUCCUGUCCAAAGCCAAGUCUGA